Messenger RNA from Aspergillus ibericus CBS 121593, 1254 nucleotides. RefSeq lists its product as uncharacterized. Bases 106 to 1230 code for a protein of 374 amino acids. Gene Ontology annotation, biological process: butanediol biosynthetic process. The transcript is spliced from 5 exons. Gene Ontology annotation, molecular function: zinc ion binding; (R,R)-butanediol dehydrogenase activity. Gene Ontology annotation, cellular component: cytoplasm. Lineage: Eukaryota; Fungi; Ascomycota; Eurotiomycetes; Eurotiales; Aspergillaceae. The record is from RefSeq and is a predicted model, not a curated record.
GCUUUCGCCAGACCGUCCUAUUCAAAUGUUUCUAGAGCUACUAUCCUUCCGAAUGCAUUACAAAGAAUUCGUACUUUCGAAACACAGAAACUUUCGCAUACAAAGAUGCUUAACACCGCAACCGACUCCAUCAGCACCUAUCAAACUACCCUCAAAACCGCGCCCGUCAUGAAAGCUGUACGCUUCCACGGUCGCGGCGACAUCAGGGUUGAGGAGAUCGAAGAGCCCACCUGUGGCAAAGGACAGGUGAAGAUGCGACCUGCUUUUGUUGGAAUAUGCGGUAGUGACAUACACGAAUACUCUGGAGGCCCUGUUCUGGUCCCCCAAAAACCGCACGGAAUCACCGGGGCCAGCCUCCCGGUAACCCUCGGUCAUGAAUUCAGCGGAAUCGUCGAAGAAGUAGGAGAGGGUGUAACCGAUAUUUCUCCGGGACAACGAGCCGUCGUGCGACCAACCAUCUUCGACCGCAAAUGUCCUUCAUGCAAACUAGGCUAUGAAUACUGUUGUGAGAAUAUUGGCUUCAUCGGACUUUCGGGAUACGGCGGUGGACUAGCAAAACACAUCGUAGCACCGGCAGAACACUUCUAUUCGAUUCCUAAAAAUGUAUCCCUCGAGGCAGCAGCCUUAGUCGAGCCAUUAGCAGUAGCUUGGCACGCCGUGAACAUCUCACCGUUCAAGCCAAACGACAGCGUCUUAGUGCUAGGAGGCGGACCAGUUGGGAUCGGAGUCGUCCAAGUGCUCAAGUUACAAGGGGCAAAAAACGUCAUGGUGGCAGAGUUGACAGAAAAUAGGAAGAAGUUCGCGUCGGAGUAUGGAGCAACGCAUAUUCUAGAUCCACGAGAGGUGGACGUGGCCGCAAAGGUCCGCGAACUGACCAACGGCGUGGGUGCGGAUGUAAUUUUUGACACGGCUGGUGUGGAGGUAGCUCUUAACGGAGCGAUUCGUGCGAGUCGAACACAUGGAACGAUAGUCAACAUUGCUGUGUGGGAGAAACGGCCGGCUCUGCAAGUCAACGAGUUGAUGUAUAGCGAAGUCAACUAUACGGGGUCUGCGCUGUAUGAUGAGAGCGCGUUUGAUAAUGUCAUUCGGGCACUCAGCUAUGGGCAAUUGAAUCCCGAAAGGAUGAUCACAUCGAAAAUCAAGUUGGAUGAAGUUGUGGAAAAAGGAUUCCAGGCCCUGGUGAACAAUCGGGACGCCCACUGCAAGAUCCUAGUUGAUGUACAGGCUUAGAGACUUAUCGGGAUGCAGAUUGUC